This is a messenger RNA of Cherax quadricarinatus, 506 nucleotides long. NCBI's taxonomy places the organism in Eukaryota, Metazoa, Arthropoda, Malacostraca, Decapoda, Parastacidae. The record is from RefSeq and is a predicted model, not a curated record.
UUCUCUUGAGACAAUGAAGCUACUGUUGAUCGCUUUUAGUGCUGCCCUUUUGUUGGCUUCCUGCCAAGCUGGUCGUAUCUACAGUCAUGGCUCCUCCAUUGGCAUUGGAGGAGGCUUUGGAGGAGGCUUCGGAGGAGGCUUUGGAGGAGGUUUCGGAGGCGGCUUCGGAGGUGGCUCACAUAUUGGAGGAAUAUCACACGGUUAUGGUAGGAGAUACUAUGGUGGUCUCGGUACAAUCAUUACUCCAGCCAUCGGUGGCCUCGUUAGCUCAUCGGUUAGCCAUGGCUACGGCGGUCACGGUGGUAUUGGUGGUUCCUUCCUUGGACACGGUGGUUCCUUCCUUGGCCACGGUGGUUCAUUCGGAAGAGGUUUGUAUGGUUACAGAUACGGGUAUGGAAAGUAAUUGUAUUAAUAAGUACUAUUCCUAAACCAUCUUAAUGUCGCUCUGUGUUUCAAAUUAUGUUCACACUGUGAAGCAACAAUGUCAAUAAAAUGUAAUUUGAAAU